Molecule: messenger RNA, 1311 nt
Organism: Scleropages formosus (Asian bonytongue)
Lineage: Eukaryota; Metazoa; Chordata; Actinopteri; Osteoglossiformes; Osteoglossidae
Product: translation initiation factor IF-2-like
Exons: 6
Coding region: 190-1104 (304 amino acids)
Source: RefSeq, a predicted model, not a curated record
UAUUGUAAGUAACUUAACACUGUAAGUCACUUUGGAGAAAAGUGUGAGAUGAAUGUAAACCAGAGGCUGGAUAAGUGACAACAUCCCGUGUGAAAAGUUCACAGCCCAAUAAAGACUCACAGCAGUGUGUUGUGUCACUAUGAAUUAUAACUGAAAAAUAAUGUGUUUACAGACACAAACACAUGUUUGAUGGCCCAAAAUACACCAAUGGAUGAGAGUAAGGGACUAGAAGACAGUGAAGCAGCAGCAGCAGCAGCGUCUGAAGAGAAGGAAGGUAAAAAAGGGAAGAACAAGAAGUCAAGAGGAAUUUUUGCUAUAAGGAAGCCGAAGAAGAGAAAUGAAUCUGCUCCAGUAAGAAACACGAGUUCAUGCGGCCAAAACACAUCAGAGGACGACAAAAAGACAGAGGGACACAUGGACUCACCAGCAGAGAUCAUUAAGAAGGAAGGAGGAAAAGCAGCGGAUGAAAAGCAGGAGAACAGAGUACCAGAUUCCACACAGAUGUCAGCAGAUACAAGCUUUGUUGAGGACAGACCAGCCAACAAGAGCAAUGAGGGCAAGGGCAUGAAGCAGAAUAUCCCGGAAGAAAGAGGUGAGAUGGAAGGUGUGGAAGUAAAAGCGGAAAAGGGAGGCGCAGACACAAACACAUGUUUGAUGGCCCAAAAUACACCAAUGGAUGAGAGUAAGGGACUAGAAGACAGUGAAACAGCAGCAGCAGCAGCAGCGUCUGAAGAGAAGGAAGGUAAAAAAGGGAAGAACAAGAAGUCAAGAGGAAUUUUUCCUAUAAGGAAGCCGAAGAAGAGAAAUGAAUCUGCUCCAGUAAGAAACACGAGUUCAUGCGGCCAAAACACAUCAGAGGACGACAAAAAGACAGAGGGACACAUGGACUCACCAGCAGAGGUCAUUAAGAAGGAAGGAGGAAAAGUGGCAGAUGAAAAGCAGGAGAGCAAAGUUUCAGAAACAAGCACAGAUCGGCUGUCCCAUAAUAAUUCAAUGGGUGAGAAUAAAAGACCUGAAGACAAUGAAUCAACAACAGCCCCGAAUGAGAAGGAAGGAAAAAAGAUGAAGAAAAAUAAGAAGAAAGAGAAAAAAAGCAAAAAGUAGAAAGUUAACAUGGAGGAAAAUGAAAAAUCAGCCAGGUAACAUUCGGAAAUGCUGUUUACACACGGUUUCUCAUCUGUAACCCCACAAAAAUUCAAUAAACAAUUACAGAGUUUUAAACAAGCAUUAAACAAUUCAAUGGAUAAAACAUUAAAAUUAGAGUAAAUAGUACCUACAUUUAGUGUGUGUGUGUGUGUGUGUGUGCAUGAA